AGUGCGCGAAUUAUGUUACCUUUCUUUGCAUAACGAAACUGUCAGAUAACGUGUCAAGCCUUGCGGAUUCAGCGAAGAGCUCGAUGCUGGUAGCCGACUUGUGCAUGAAAUAUGUUGUGAAUUAUGAUGGCGGAACGGACACGUGGCAGACGGUUUCAAACGUUAUUCUGAACAACUGUAUUUAUUUAACGAGCCCAAUGCACCAAACAUAAAUUAUUGUUAUAUCCGGUACAUACACCAGACGAAGGCACUCAAAUCCUUAAGUCGAUUUUUUACUGUGUAAUAAAACACGCCGACUUGAAAAUUUACAUAAAAAUACGACACUCUAAAUUGUUUGAAGACUGCAGAUUUGCAAUUUAAGAAAGACAAACAUGCAGGCUCCCAUCAAACUAAUGAACGUUUUCUAUUACUAUUACAUACAUACAACAUUCAAUGUUUGGUUUGAGCUACUUUAGUGCAGAAGGAAAAUUCCCGAGCGUAGGAAAAUCAGUGUAUUUCUUGUAGUGACGUUAAACCAUCCCAAAUGGAAGCAUAAUUUCGUGAAACAGGAGAAAGGUUUUGACUGCAGAAAGACAUAGAUUAGAAGAAAAGUGAUUUUCGUAAGUGCAAGAAAAAGAACGACACCAUAUUUUCCUUCGUCCUCCUGGGAGAAGAGUGAAACGGAAUGAGAGAUGACCGGAUAGGGAAAGAGAACAAGGAGCAGAACGCGCAGAAGAAAACCACCCGACUAUCGGGGGCGAAAUCAGAUAUUUUUCCUUCGAUUUUUCCAUCAUCGUUAAUGUUUGCUGCUGGUGCUAUCACUAUAAGCAAGAAGUGAAGAAAGAAAAAGCUUCUUCUGCCUCCACGUGAACGUCGGAGAAGAAAAGCGCGGAGGUAGGGAAGAGUCAACGCAUAGCAAGAGAAAUCACAAAGGAGACGGGAAAGGAUUAACAAUAAUGCGGUAGUGAAAAUUCCUUUCGCAGCAAUGGCAUUAGGUUUAUGGGAAAAGUUUCAAGUAAAAAGUGUAGUGCUUGCAAGUUGAAAAGUGAAAAUUUUUGUUACCCCAUGCAUGGACCUAUUUUCACUGCCUCAGUAAUUCUGGGAUGGCUGUGUAUGAAAUAAAACAUCGAAUAUCAUAAAUAUUCUUCAGAAUCAGGUUGUUCAUCGACAGUAACUAAAUAGCAAAAUGACUAAAUCGAGUGUGCAUUAAGCUAACCAUAGUUUUCCCGAAUGCAAGGAAGAUUUCCCAAUAGUGAAUCGGUUUACCUCCCACCUACAGUGAAAACCCGUAAAAAAUCACCGGAAGAGGGAUGGUGACCCUGUUAUUCCAGAGAAUAAUGAAACGGCCUAGUUAGACCGCAGGCAUUCCGCGCUUUGCGACAACUUCGUAGGAGAGAAAAACUUAUGCUGCUAGGCGUUGACGUAUUUCCGGAGGGACUGGGACGCUGAUAAACUCAACUAAUUUCGAUUCAUUUCAAUGGGCACGCUUACGUCGUCCUCGACGACAACCACCUUCCCCGCCCCGAAAUCGAAAGUCUGCGGCACAGGCCAUGAAGAGGAAACGUCAGAAACCCGCCCUCCAACAGCGUCAGCAGCGGCGACGACGACCGCGUCGGCGACGUCUACAAUGGAGCGGAACAGCCGAGCUGACGCCAGCGGCCGGUCAGCAGCACUCGAGCGAGCCUACGUGCACGAUGUGUACGAGCACUGUGAGGAACCGGUUGGCCAAGUGCGACCCAAGGUGGCACAAUUCCUAGCGGGACUCGAGCCCGGAUCGGUAGUGUGCGAUGUCGGCUGUGGAAACGGGCGAUAUUUAUCCGGGUUUAAUCCCACGAUCUGUACCAUCGGAGUGGACCGCUGCUACCGUCUUACGAAGGUCGCUCACGGGAAGGGUUCGGAGGUGGCAAUAUGUGAUAACCUGGAACUGCCAUUCCGUGAAGAAUCGUUCGACGCCGUUCUCUCGCUGGCAGUGGUACAUCACUUCGCGACAACCGAACGACGUGUCGGGGCUAUACGCGAACUUGCUAGGAUUUUGCGUAUCGGAGGCCGAGUCAUCAUCACAGUUUGGGCCCUGGAACAGCGACACCGACGAUUCGAAUCACAAGACGUACUGGUUCCCUGGCAGCCACCGCGCUCGAAAAAUGCAGCCAUUUCGGACGAAGAAGACGACGAUGACUUUUUACCACCGUACCACGCGUAUACGGAAGAUUCGACCAACUCGAGUCGCUCGGCUGGCGAUGGAGACAGUUCUAGUUUAUCCUCGUCAUCACCGGGUGAAACGUGCUAUAGCUUCGUUAGGCGAGCUAUACAGAAACUGGCUGGCAGUAAGAAGAGCCCAUGGUUCCUGGAAUCGUGGAGUUCGCGGGAGACGAAACAAGACAGCAGUCUGGACUACGAGGAUGCCAAGGAUCUUCCAAUCGAGCUGAGACGACUGGAGGACUUCGACGAUCUACCGGAGCCACCGCUGUCUGCCGGUCUUAAAAGCCGGAGCUUAGGUAGUAUAUUAAAUCCACCACCAAAAACCAUAGUUAGAUCACGUUCAAGUGUACCAAGUUUAGGUGCUCAAAUACCUGAAUCGAAAGCAACGCCUGCUGAGCCAUCAGCAUCCCGAAGACCAAAACUAGUUAAACAAAAACAAUCAUUAUGUGAUGAUAUUGAUUACAAGCUGAGCGAAUCGGCGGAAGCCUACCAGGAGCACAUAUUACGUAACGAGUCGCGAAUUCAGCUGCUAAGAAAGCAAAGCUCAUUGAACGAAGAGCUCAUGACGGAGAGUCGGUUGCGCGAUAAAGAGCGAAUCCGAAAACGAAUACAGAAACAGAUGUCUUUGAAUGAAUCGUUUCUUUGUCGGUCAUUGUUCACCAAACGACUACAGGUGAUCAAGGAAGGAUUCACGACGAAGCUGAAGACUUCAACCGGUAGUUUGGAGCGAGUGACUAAGAAUGGAUUUGUCAAGAUAAUGCAGAACAUCAAAGCAACCGCUCAAGCCCACCACAGUAACAAUCACGCGCACAAUCGAUCGUACGACUCGUACGUUCCUGGCUAUUCGCCUCAUGGUCACGACGGUCGUCCUGGAGGGCAUCACCUGUCUAGGAACAACUCCAUGAAUAACCACGGCAGCAGCAGUGGCAACAACGCUGACAAACUCUGCGGAAUGGGCACCAGCCAAGAUGACUCGAAACCCCGUCGUCAUUCGCGGGAAAGUGGUUCGGGUAAGUUGACCAGUCGACGGUCCGUUAUCCGUUUAUUUUCAUACACUAUUUUCAAAACAAAUUUUUCUUGUAUUUUCUCUCUCUGGUAUAUCAAAAACCGAAAAAAAACUUCCUUCUUCUCUUUACGAAUUGUUUCCACCGCCACACCAUCCAUCCUUCUGCCAUUGGUAAUGUUCAUCUGUUUCAUUUCGACAGAGAGUUUUCGUUCCACUUUCAUUAAACGUCAACGUUUCGCGGACUCCUCCAAGGAUAGCAGUUUACAAAGUGACACUAGCAUCGAGUCCGAAGAUAGUUUCGCAUCUGUAAUCUACAUUCCAAAAGCGGACGCGCAGCAGCAGAACAACGGCACUGUUGACGGUUUCUGUCCCGGUGCAUCGCGCAUACCUUCAGGGCCAACAUCCCCACUGGUAAUGCCCUGCCCGACACCGGCCCAUUCUCCAGCGCCACCACGCACCAUGCUAAACUCCGUCAACGGAAAAAGCUGUGUUGGCGAGCUCAGCAAAUUUACAUUCGAAGAUGCUUCACUGUUGCACAAAAUGGGCGAAGCUUCAGCAUCAUCACCAUCAUCAUCUGUACAAAGCACAUCUAGUACUAAUAACAAAUUACUUAAAUCCCCGCCUUCAAAUGCUUUUGCUUGUACAAAUUCAACGACUCCAUUCGCCUCCAGCAGCAGUAGUACCAGCUUAGUCUCGACUAGCAACAGUAACCACGGCAACGGCAGCACUUCGACGACGACAGCUAAGCCGCUUGUUCCGAAAAUUACACGCCAACAAAUCAAGGAUAUGCCACCUAUACCGAAGUUCAGGAAAAGUGGCAACUAUCCCAUACUUCGGAGGCAGUCCUCCACUAGCACGUCGGCUCCUGUAGUGCCAAAAUUAUUAUCACUAGAGCUGUUCAACCCAGAAACGGAUGACCUCGACAGUGACUCCAGUGAACCAUCAUCUCCGGAUUCAAUCGAUAGUGUGAUAAGCGCCUUGCGACCAUCAAUAUCGCCUCAACCGGCCACCGUACAGCCGACCAACCAGAUAGUGGGAACCACUAUUCCUCCACUGGUUGAAGCAGCUGCUGUCGUAGCUCACAAACUGGAAGAUGCCGUUGAGUUAGUGAUACGAGAGAGCGAAAUCAAACCUAAACUAAUCAAUGGGCUGUCGGAUUCUCACAGCCGUAUCCACGAUCCAGAUCCCGACGAUACAUCUUGUCGGCAGCAUUUGGUAGAUUUUGCUGAAAAACUGAGCGCUCAACUGCUCAAAGAACUAGAUAGUGAAAAGAACCGCGACGAAGACAGCUUCGAUUACGACGACGAUGUGUUCAAUGACACCAAGUUCAAGAAUAAACAAACACUAUCACUUGCUGACGCACAGCCGUACUUGAAAAAGCUAAACGGAGACCUGCGAGAUCUCAAUCAGCUGCGAGCGGAGCUCAGAGAGCGAAGACUCAUGCUAGCAAAUCUCAGCCACCUUGGAUCGAGUGGUUUAGGUGGAAGCAACGAUUCACUUGGCCACAGCUACGGAUCGUCGAUGACUCCCAUUAUUCAGGAAGAAUCCGAUGAUGACGAAGAGUUGAUUGAGUUGGAGCAUGAUGACUUUGACAGCUGCUAUGGAUCACGAGGAACCAAAACAAACCAUACCAAGAGCGACGAGUUCGUUAUUAUUCCUGAGCUGGACGAGGACGAUACAGAAAUGACUAAUGACACAGCUUUAUUGAUACAGGAAGAGGAUAGCUCGGAGGAGCAUCUUCAAAACAUUGAUAUAGAACAUCUAAACACUAGCAACAGUAACAAUAAUAAUACGAAUGAUAGUCAUUUAUCUACCAGUAGACAUAGUUUACCCCUCAAAACGAUCAAUCUGAGCUCUACUCAGCUAGGUGUACAUAAUGAGAACUCAAGAAAACAAACUGAAACUGAAGGCCACUCGAGCAAGAUCAACAACGGCAGUCAAUGUACAUCAAGCCAGCGAAGCGCGACUCACGGAACUACUUUAGUGGGAGGGGCCAAGGAUACUAGCAGUAAUAAGAAAAUGCCUAGUACUAACAAGUCAUCGAUCGAAUCUCAUACCAGUGUCGACUCGUGGGCGCACUCGAAUAGUUCAGCCUCGCUGGACAGUCCCUCGGUGGGAGGUUCGGCAACCCAUCAUCGCUAUUACCACGUGUUCCGCGAGGGUGAGCUGGAUGCACUGAUCAACCAUCACGUGACCAGUUUGCACAUUGUUUCGUCCUACUACGAACGGGCUUCGUGGUGUGUAGUAGCGGAAAAGGUACAAGUCUGGACCAUUUAAAUUGCUACUUCUUGCAACUUAUUAACGGAAACUCUUCGGCCAAUUUUUUUAACUGGUAACAUUUCCGAUAGAUUCAGGGUGUCCGAUGUACAAACCAGAUCUAUUAUUUGCUUCACCAUUCCAUGACUUGGGAUUAUGUUAUCAGACUCUCACAUCCUCAGUUAUUGUUAUCAUCCGAAACUAUUUAUCGUCUUGUUUUUCUUUACUGGGUAUCUGUUAAAAUGUUCGCAAAUCGUUUGACGCAUUGAAUAACAACAACUUUCUCCUUCGUCAAAUGAUUGCUAGUUUUCAGUGUUGGGAAGAAAAGUGUUUAACUUCAUUACUGAUAUUUGAUUGACCACGUAAAACCCAUUAAAAUAGUUUAAAAAUUACUAUUGACAGGAAACACCACAGUUAAGAUCCCGCUAAACAUUGUUGAAGAGCCCAUUUGUUCAAAAUAAUUUUCUUUGGGAGAUAAUCAGUUUGAUGACCGUAGGAGGUAUUGGUUCCAUCGGAAUCGCAAACAUCCUUCAACAAGGUUUGAGUUUUUUCUUAAAGGCCGUUACUAGCGACCAAAAUGAUUUUAAAUAAGAAGAAAUUUGACAAAACUUUUUUUCUGAAAAUCACUGCUGCGUCUACCAAAAAUGCACGUAUGUAUUGUCAAGUAGGAGCAGAUAUGCCUAUCGACCAUCUACUUUUACUUCUUUGCAAUUGUUUCACGGGGGUAGGCGUUAGCUGUUCAUGUAACCUUACCAGUGGCGGAUCCAGAAAAAGAAUUCGAGAGGAGUCUGAAAUUUCGGUUUUAAAAUGAACAUUGUACAAUUCGUAAUCAGAGAUGCCAUUAUGCCAUUUUUUUUCUGGCACAGCCAGAGUUUUUGGAAGCUUCCAGACAAAAAGACAAACCUCUCAUUCUGCCAGAUUUUUAAACUUUAGAAGCUGCAACACACACAUUUUGGAAAAUUGGGUGAAAAUUUUACAAAAAUCUAUUGAUACAGGUUCUAUGAAAACUAAAAUGUAUUCCAAAUUUCGAUGACUUUGAGGUCGCUGUCAAGUGCCAGAUUUUGCCAGACAUUUUUAGUUGGACCGCCAGAUUUUCUUUGCAAAAUAGUGACAACCCUGUUCGUAAUACAUAAUAAACUUAUUUAAUGAAUAUAAGUUUUGUCAGUCAAAUUUGGUUUUGGGAUGAUUUUAAGCUUGAAACUAAUAUAAACUUGAAACUAAUUUAAAAAUUUUCAACAAGUACAAAAAAUUCGGAGGAGAUCCGGACCCCCAGGACCCUCCCCCUGAAUCCGCCACUGAGCCUUACCUCGAUAUUGUCAUUUUCCAUAAAACGAGAAUUUUAAUUUCAACAUUGCCACUUUCAACCUACUGCAUUGAAUAGUAAUAGCACUAAAAUAUUUCAUUUCGUAAAGACUCGGACGUAUGGAACAAAAUUUGAAGUCAACCAUCGCGGAAUUGGGUCGAAGCCGCGCAUUUUUCAACUUCACUAAGGACGACAAGAAUAAAUAUUAUGUUUUUUUGUUCCUAACACAAUAUCUACUAAUUAUUUUUUACUUUGCUCGUUUGUAGCUCCCACUUGAAAGAAGUAGAAGAUUGACUAAGAGUUCUCCUUUGUUCUAUAGACAAUGCACACAAGAUAAAAGCAACUGUUUUAUCAUUCGCUUUGCGCUGGCUCGGGCAGUAGCAGGAAGCACACUGAUAUUAUUCGUGGUUGAAAAUAGAAUGGUUCUGAAUGAGGAGUUAUUUUUUUUCCUGAAAAUUAUUGCUGCGAUUGUCAAAAAUUCACGAAACACAUAACUGGAUAGUCAAAUUAUCCCGGAAACCAUGCCAAUCUGGACCUCUCGUUGCACACUCAGGAGCAAGGAUGUUUCUUUGUCUUACGUUGUAGUCCUCAAUAAGAACGACCCUAUUCAUGCUCCCCGUCCUGUUGCCCCACCAUGUCCUGCCGAGAAUUAGAUUAGGGUAUUCUGCGGUGAUGAGCUUUAUCUACCGCCAAAUGAAAAAUGAUAUAUUGGCUUAAAUGGCACGUUCCUCAUAUGUAGUAGGGGAUUUGUACCUUGCCGUGUCUUCUCAUCAUUUCUUGAUCGGAAGGAAGGGAGGAAGUCGAUUUGGAAUGGUGAGAAAAAUAACACCACAAAAACGAACAGAACGCAAGUUAAACUCGCAAGUAGUUCAAAUUGCCUGCGAGUAAGCCUAAAGCUCUUUACUACAUUGGAUAAGGAACUCUACUAUGUCUUUAGUUUCCCAGUUUGUAGAUUUAGGAUUACAAUAUGUUACAACAUUAAGGGUGACAUCAAGAUGAUCGAAAAACAUAUACUAUUCUGAAAGCCCCCUCUCCUCCCACAUUGUGCUGAAUGUCAAAGUAAGCUCAAAUGCCAAAUUUCGCAUCAUUCGAAGAAUUUUUAAUCCCCGCCUUUGUUUCAAGUUGGGAUAAAAAGAAAAGAAAUACAUUAAAUGUUAUAACUUUUGAAAUAACCCCCGGAAAAUUAUCGGUAAUACUUUUUUUAAAGGAAACAACCUUAGGAAACAAAAUUUGACUGGAAUUAUGUUGUUUCUCGACAAAUAUGAGAAGUUUGGCUUUUGCGAUGUACCUUGUUGAACGCGGGAGAUCCCCAGGAAAAUGGAAGAUUUGUUAUUUUUAAAAUUCAGAAACUUUUUUUUACAUUUAGUCUCGAAACUGCAAUGCUUAAUUUCCCCUAAACGCGGAUUUAGUGAUUGGACCUAAUCUCAUCAGCAGCGUCUUAGGCAUUAGGUUUACACCAAAUACAAAAACAAACGACACGCCUUGUGUAAACACCUGCACAACCAGUGUUGCCACAAUUAAAUCUGUACCGGGAGUUGAAAAAUCUUUCCUAUCUGUACUCUGCUAUAGAAAAAUCUGUACCGGAUUCUGUACCGAAACAAUAACAAGGUUGUUUAGAAAAAAUCAUUUUUCUUAUACAUAUUUUUCAUUUGGGGAAAUCAAACCAGAAAUUUUGACUCUUCUCUUUCACAAUAAACCUCUUCACUCCUAUGUGUUUUGCUCCCAUGUGUGCAUUCUACUCCAUGGCCGCACACCUCAAAGAGUAGAAAUAAAGAGGCUCUUUAGUGUGCAUCAUGGUCCCAUGCGCACGGAAGCAGAGAAGACAACCAAAAAACAUUAAAACGUUCUUCCGAUCAAUCUUUAUCUGAAUCUGAAUAGUUUGAUUCCCCUUCCUCCCUGUUUGCCAGUGAGGGGAGGCACAAAAAAGUGGCUCUUCAAGGUGACUCAAUGUGCGAAAUUUUGCAUCUCUUGGUGCACAGCUCUUUCUCUUUUUCGUUUUCAAGUUUCUCUUUGGGCGGGUGAUCUCCACAUCGCAGUGUUCUUGUGCCGCUCUUCUUUUGUGUUUCGCUCUUUGUGCACAUUAUGCGAUGCAUCUCAAGGUUAAAUUAUUUUACUCUUCUGUCAUCUAAAAAAAUCUGUACCAAUCUGUACUUUUUUACAAAAAUCUGUAAUCUGUACCGUACAGAAUCUGUACCAAAAACGCUUCAAAAAUCUGUACACUCAAAAAAAAGUAAACGUUAUGCCUAUUGAUUUUACACAUAGAUUUUUGCAAUUAACGGAGGCAUAUAGACACUAUUUGCUGGCACAUAAACCUAAUGUGUGUAUUUACAAGAAAUAUUAAUCUUACAUUCACAUUUCAUAACUAUUAGGCACAUAAAACCCCAUUCUAUAACAAUAUGCACAUAUAACUUAUGUGUGUGCAUACAUAGUUUAUACAGUUGACACAUAGAAGGUAUGUGUGCGCGUGAUAACAAUAGCAUUCCUUUUUCAUAUGAAUUUUAAGCGGUUUGAGGCAAAUAGAUUUAACGUUUGGAUUUUUUUCAGUGUACCUUUCUAGAUAAAUCUGUACUUGUGGCAUCACUGUGCACAACUGACAUUACAGGAAGAGCAGAAGCGCAAGUGAUAAGCAAAAUCCGUUUUUUGUUAGUGAGCUAACGCAAAGCACUAUGCUUAAUUUCUCCCAAAAAUGAAAGUCGGAUAAAUCCAAUAUACAAACAAAGACCAGCACGGAAAAUGGUGCAUUAUGCAAUUCUAGUUUGUUUUUGAUCCGGAAAUAAUAGGGAUCUUUAAUUUGGAAAAAUUGUGCCAGUUUUUCAUAUUUAUUGGUAGCGGGUGUCCUUACGAGUACACUCAUAUCAUUCUUAAACCUUAAUUAUUCUUUUAUGAUUUUUAAAUUUAAAAAAACCAAAUUAAACUCAACCAGCAAACUGACAGUUGCCCUACUAAAUGACGCAUCUGCAAAUAUCUCGUUCGCCUCAUUGUUAACCGGGACAGCACCCCACACAGCAUGAUCUGGUACUUUGUCAAUCCGCUAGCAACCUGCCAUCUCAAGUUUCAUCUGCAAACUAUGGUAGAUCUGAUAAGGCAACCUAUAGGGUCGUGCAAGUCGCAUGGGUUUGGAUGUGUUAUUGUCCUAAAAGGAAACAAACUAAAAAAUGUUUUUUUCAAUAGUUUCGGGCCAAAAAAUUGAAAAAGGGCUGAGAUAUUAACUCACGGUACUAAUCUGCAUCAGAAUAUGCCUUAACCCGCACACCCCUAAAGAUCCCUAUUGAAUGACUGCGCUGCAUCGAAAUAAUGAAUGAUGAAGCGAACAACCGAAACAUCACCUUGAACGCAGUAGGACAUGAAGUGGAAUUUUACAGGCACGUCUACUAAUUUACUGCCAGAACAUCUUAUUUUUGGUAACUUUAGCAAAAAAACAAUUGUUCGUUCGUAAACAACCACCACCACGGAAACUGCAUUGAAAAACCAAAGAGAUUUUAGAUAUGCCUCACUCUUAAUACUGUCACUAGGGUUACCAAACAGAUAUGUCCUCUUCAAAUUUAUUAGAAUGUAAAAAUCGGAUGCAUUGGGCGAAAAAAUUGGAAAGAGAUAAGUAUAAGUAUCGCUUACAAAAGUCUCGAUCAAAAAAAAAUUCAAGGAUGGACCUCCAGUAUAAAAAGCGAUUCGAAAUAAAUAAUUCAUACGCAGGUAACUUCGUAUAACGACACUAUCAAGGUGAAAAGUUGGAUGCAGAAAAGUACUUUGUAAGAACCGGAUAUAUUUUUCCAUUUUUUUUUUCAUUUUUUAUUUUGAUUAUGUAGUUACAUUUUCUUUUUUUUACAUUUUAAGGGCAUUCAAUUAGCUAGAGUUUACUGAGUAGGGAAAGUUAUGAAAAUUUAGAGCCAUAGUACUCAAGUGAGAGCAAGGAUGUGAAGUAUUCUGGUUGCAGUUGAAAAUCGAGAUAUUGAACUUGCGCCUUUCUGGUCAUUAGAACAGGCUUAAUAUCUUACGGGCUUAACUUUUGUCUUCUGCUGAUGUGGGACGAGCUUAGGCUCUGACUUGAGUGCUAUGGCUUUGGCUAGCUAAUUGAAUGUCGUUAAAGUAUAUUUUUACAGCUUCUAUCUAGCGGCAGAUCACCUGUGAUGUAAUUUAAAAAAUCAACAAAAUUAAAUGCAUUUACUUCACAUCAAAAUAGAAAUGAAAACUGCAUUUUGCGCUGCCUGUAAAACGUCAAAUUCCUGCAAGAAACUACACUGAAAAAACUAAACACGUUUACAUCAUGUGGAAAUGUAAAGGUUUAUCCAGCUGUGUUGGUAUUGUGCUGUUUUGACGUUUGAAUUGGGAGGAAAACAAAUCGUACGCACGGCGAAUUGGGAGGAAAACAAACCGCUUCUGGGUUUAAGGGGAGAGCGGUAGUAUACAAAUAUCAGAUCUCAGUGUGCGUAUUUUAAACGUCAGAUAUUGAAUUAUUUCAAUCCUCAAACACAUGAAGUGCACACGAUUACCAUUUCAAUAUCCAUUCGAGAGUGGAAAUAUGGUUUUCAAAUGGAAUUCAUGCAAACAUUGUGUGAAAAGCACAUCAACAUCUGAAGAAAUAUACCAUUGACUAAAAUUUCCAAAUAAAUUAAUGUUAACGUGAAUAUCACUUCGUUUUACUUAUAGAUUUAACUGGCAGUAGAAUCGGUGAAAUCAAUUGAUUUACAUGCUUAUCGUGCGAAAGUCAUGUGGAAAGUUCAUACUUUACGACUCAACAACAUGGUAAUCAACAUUCAAUGAAAAAAAUAUGUCAAAUUCACGUGGAAUUUGUUUGAAUAUAAUUUGAAAGACCACAUGAAAUGCGUUUUAAUUGUAUUCCAUGUGAAAUUCGGCGGAAAAUCAUUUGUUUUGCUGUUUAACGUGAAACGAUCAUGAAAGUGAUGUUUAAUUUCUUAUGGUUUUAUCAUGUGAAUUUUUUUAGUGUAGCUCUACAUCCAACAACGUUUGUUGACGGCGCCAGUGGUUGAGUGGUGAGCGUGAUCGCCGCUCACCUAGUUAGUCGGGGUACAAUCCCAGCGGAGGUCGGUGAGAUUUUUUGUUCAGCGAAUUUUGACAGUUUUGAAUUGCUGUAAUUUCAGCGAAAUAUUUUUUGCUGGAAGUAUUGCUAAUAUUUCAGCAAGGCAAAAUUUUGCUGAUAUUCGGCAAUCAAAAUGUAAGUGUGUAAGGUCACGCCUUCCUUCGGAAGGGAAGUAAAGCCAUUGGUCCCCGGUACAUGAGUUGAUGGGUAGUCCAGUAGAUACAGAACACUAGAUUAGGAUUGUCGCUGGCAUCAGUGGUAGGAACAUCAUUGUUUUGAUUCCGGGAUAUACCUGUCAAAUGGGCCAAAUAAAAAGAAGCAAAAAAAUAAUCCUCUAUCGUCGUUUCAUAGCGACUAAUCAUUUUUGUUUCUUUUAGCCAGCAAAACAAUGGCCAUUCUUGUCUAAUGUGUUUUCACUAAUUAGAAUUCACAAAUUGUCUAAACAUGUACUGAAUUUUGAUAAAUUUUUAUUUCCUUGUGCGGUAUAUACAAACUCUUUCAUUUCAUAACAAUAACAGUCGAAAAUUUACACCGCGAAAAUUCGUUAUAUUGAAUAUAUUGAUUUCACACAUAAUUUUUUGCAAUUUGUAGUAGCAGAUAAAAAUUACCUAUCACGCAUAGAUAUCAUUGGAAAAUUAAUGAAAUUAUAAUAGUAUGCCACAUAGAAAUUUGUUACAUAUCAGAUAUCACAUCAUUUUUCUGUUUGCCUCUCGUUUAUUCUGUUGCAAACUUUAUGCAUUGGACGUUUUCGGUCUUGAAUGCAUAAAAAUCGCAGCAGAAUAAACGAGACUGAAAUGAAAAAUAGGCAAACUCAAUUUGAAGUUCACUAAACGGUUUGUGGUUAAAAGCAGGCCAUAUUUUUCUGCGUGUACCAAAAGCGCGGACCAAAGACUUUUACUAGAGAAACUUUCGAUACUUUGACAGAUAUAUACCGGAAGCAAAACAAACAUGUUCCGAGGCGAAAAUAAUGGGAACACCAGCGACAAUUCUAAUCUAGUGUUCUGUAUCUACUGGUAGUCCAGAUAGUGGGAGUUCAUCUCUCUGGCGUGCUUGGCCUCGUAGCGGAAAUAGGCCGACGGAAAACUAGAUCUAGAAGAAGAACAACGCUGGUUGCACAAAUUUUCCGGCGAGGCAGUGCAAUGUUGUUGCAAAAAUGGAAAUGAAAUGCUUUUUUUUAAAUUGAAUGCAAAUUUAUUAUACAUCCCUAGAGUGAUCUGCCCCUAGGUUUUUACAAUGAUGUUUUUUUUUUUCAAACAACAUCGAAAAGUUGUUGAUUUUGAUCGUUCACUUAAUGUAUCGUUGAUGAUGGGUGCUUAACUCUGAUCUUUUGUUGUGGUAAUGGUGGAGCAGAUUAUGAUGGUUAAACAUGGACCCCUAAAUGUGAACGAUACCCGCAAAAUGCAGUGUAAUUACCCCAAUACAUUCUGUAAAAAUUGAUGGCCAACUUUGAAUGGGAAAGUCGUGCAAAAAUUAGCUUUACAUUAUUCGAAUAAAUUUACAUCGAGUUGAUCUACUUUGACGUGUCCAAUGCUAAGUUAGAACCCCAGAAAUGUACAAGUCUUCUGAUCUGUGACAUAAACUCAAAAGAAGUUAGCAACCAAUUUGAACAAUUAAUGUAAACAUUAAUAAACUAGAACAAAAUAAUUACGACUAAGCGAGAAAAAGGCUCUAAACUGUAUUAUUUAUGUCUCUGUGAUUCAUAUAUUACAAUAAAAGGUAAAUAGCUAUAGGUGAAUAAAAAACGAGAAGUAAGUUUAUUAUAAUUCACAAAAACAACAGAACAAAAUCCAAUUAUAUUUCAUUUGGUCGAAAACGAAACGAACACGAGAGCACGACGAAUUAUACAUUAUUAGGAUUGAAUCGGGUAAUUCUAUCAUUUAUACUUAUUAGAGACUAUGAAGCAUGUGUGUCCAAACUAUUUCUAAGGACACACGUGAAACGGCGAUAGCAAAACUUAUUGUUGAUAUUGAGACAGGACAUUUUUCAAAGCAUACAUACAAACACACAUACUGAACAAAGUGAUAUAAAGUAAUAUUUAAACAUUAUGCCAUAACUCUCUAUGCAAAUAUUUAAUGUUCUUUUGCUGCCUCAUGGUUCCUAACAGAAGUUGUACUUUCUUUUAAUCUACUUCUAAUCAAAAGUUUCAUAUAUUUAUACAUUUGUUUAGUUAAGGCACUAUAGCAUUAUACACAUGCUACAAUUAGCACGUCAGUUCGCACCUUCAAAAUACCAUGGAGAAGUUGUUCCUGUUACUAGGAUUGAUUUUAGACUUUAAUCCUGGCACCUGGCUUCUCAUUACUUUUGAAGGCAAAAUCCACCUUAAUGGACUUAGUGAACCGCAAAGGCUCUCAACGUAUUUUAUAAAACCAAAUUACUUAGUCUUUUGCAGUGUUGCUAAUAUGACAUUUGUGCACAGUUUUUCUUUCUAUUACGAACCCCCAAUAGAAAUACUUCCGCUCACUGGCAUGUUUUUCAAUUUAUUUACGGUCAAGUAUCGACUGUAUAAGUGUGCGCUGUGGGAGCGGACAUUUAGGAACUGAUAGUGGUCUAUCAUAAAGGAUGACAAAUUUGACCGAAAAUUGAUUGCCAAUUAACAAAUAUACAAAGAGUUUGAGAUAUCCGAUCAAUAAUACAAAAAUUCUGCGUUUGUGUUGAUGUAAUUUGGUGACUAAAUUAUUUUCAACUCUAAGGGACCGAUGACAUGUUUAUGCGGAAAGCAGUGCAGUUGCGAUGAGCGAAUCGUACGCGUCAUAACUGUCUAAAAAGCGUGCGUGUAGAAUGUAUAGUCCUGUCAUAAUAAAAGCAGAACCAAGUGUCGCCGAACACAGCAAGUACCAUAUGAAGUGCUCAGUCAUGUUCACAGACGCUUCCUUUUCCGCGCCAGCAUGUCAAAGAUCUCAGCUCAUUUCAUAGCGUUAAUUUCUUUUUCAGUAUUCAAACUAGCGUUAGAGGUAUUGACGAAAACUUAUAUUAUGCAAACAAUAUUCCCAUGGUGGAUGUUACUAAAAAGGUCCGGAUUUUCAUCUUCGCAGUCGUUUGAUUUUAUUAAUUAAACUGGAUAUUGCUAUUGUGGUCAAUCGAAAAUGAUUUUUGUUGCAUUUGUUCAAUAUUUGUAAGAAACAUAAUCUUUUCGCCUGCCCUUUAAGGGUAAAUCAAAAAACAAACCAUACACAACAAACUACACUUUUAUAGAUAAGAUUCUAACUUAUGUUCGCCGAAUACGCUCUCUUCAUCUCCCGCUAUUUUUUCGACCAUACUACUCUCUCAACUUAAAAUAAUCAACUAACUUAAUCAUAAGUAACAACAGCAAAACGAACUACAAAACAACAAGAAACAUACAAAUCAGUUGAAACAAAUGCACACAGAUAAAUUAAAAGAAGAAAACAUAGACAAUGACAACAUCAAACAACAUAGUGAUCACUGCUAGAACAAUUAAGUAAAAAUAAACAAACAAACAAACAUUCAUAUCAGAAAAUAAUCGAAAUCAGUUACAUUCAAAUGCUAGGUUUAACAAUCUUUGAAAUAAAUGUGAUUUUAGAAAUAUUUUCGAGGUGUCAAACUGUUUAAAUGUGCAAAUUCCAUGCCACCUAUGAUCUUUUGAGUGAUAAAAACAAACUGUGAAAAGCAAUCAGGUUAAACUGACAAUUAGCGCGUCAGCCUGACGUAACUUCACCUUUAAAUGUUCCACGCCGUGCAAAGGUUCAUUGCAGUACAUUUUGCAUGAUUAAUGUUUCAAAAGGCGAGUAAAACGUUUUCUCCCAGCAUGUUGUCGGUGAUUUUGCGAAACAGAUAAAAAACAACGAUGCAACCUUUCUAACUCGUAUGUUCCUUAAACAGGCGAACCUGCCCCCGGGCAGAAUUGAAGAUAUGACUUUUCUCCAGAUGCAUAGCACAAAAUGUGAACACACUAAUAACUGUCAGAUGCAGCUAGAUCAAACCAACAGUAUUUCCCCGUGUGUUUGUCGUUAAAAACAAUGAACGAACCACGUUGCGCAAUCAUUUUCGUUUUGUGAGGUAGACACACACACAAUAUACCUAGAUAAACAAAUGCUAAGUUUUAUAUGCAAACAUCGAAAGAUCAACCAUUAAAAACCUUCAGUCAGAUCUUUCACGUGAGGUUUUUAUUAUUGGCAUUUUGUUUUAUUUUUAAAUUGAAAAGAAAAAUUUCACCAGGCUAUACAAAUCGCGUUCUGUACAAAUACAAUAAAAAUAGAUAAAACGAAUUGAGAAUAAAUGGAUUUACAAAACUUCACAAACAAGUAAUACAAUUCUUACAAGCAACCCAGAAUAUCAUUAAAUAAUCCAUUGCCAUAAAGCAUAACUACGAACUAUUGAGAGUCAACUAACACAAACAGAUCAUCCCAAAUAUUAGGUCAGAAUGUUUAUCUAUUCUUUGUAACAUCGGAUAGCAUCAGCAAACCGCGAGACAGGAAGUAAAUGGACGGCAAACGAACGCCUAUUGUACCACUUUCAACAAAAUAUAUGAAUAAUGUUAAUACAGUCUAAAAAAUAAAAAUUAUUAUAAAAACUGA
Molecule: messenger RNA, 16310 nt
Organism: Topomyia yanbarensis
Lineage: Eukaryota; Metazoa; Arthropoda; Insecta; Diptera; Culicidae
Gene: fid
Product: serine-rich adhesin for platelets
Exons: 6
Coding region: 1457-5461 (1334 amino acids)
Biological process (GO): tRNA wobble uridine modification
Cellular component (GO): cytoplasm; nucleus
Molecular function (GO): S-adenosylmethionine-dependent methyltransferase activity; tRNA binding
Source: RefSeq, a predicted model, not a curated record